Molecule: messenger RNA, 1749 nt
Organism: Fraxinus pennsylvanica
Lineage: Eukaryota; Viridiplantae; Streptophyta; Magnoliopsida; Lamiales; Oleaceae
Source: the annotation of a GenBank genome assembly
AUGGCUGAAGAAACAAAGAAAUCUGUUGCUGUGGCUGCAACUGAAGAGGUUGUGGUAACUGAUGUGCGGGUGGCUGAGAAAUCCACUGAGAAGGAGGCGCCGCCACAGCCCGAGGCGGAGUGUGAGGUAGAAAAGGCUGAACAACCGGCUGCGGAAGAGGUUGUUGAAGAGAACAAAAUAACUGAAUCGGCUUCGUAUAAAGAGGAAAGCAACAAGGUCGAUGAUCUGAUUGACCCACAAAAGAAGGCUUUGGAUGAAUUCAAAGAAUUGAUUCGUGAAGCCCUUAACAAACAUGAAUUCACAGCUCCGCCUCCUCCGCCGCCUGCGGCCAAGGAGGAAGAGAAGAAACCUGAAGAGAAGAAGGAAGAAGAAACAAAACCUGAAGAGAAGAAAGAGGACGAACCAAAACCUGAAGAGAAAAAGGAAGAAGUAGAAUCUAAACCUGAGGAGAAAAAAGAACCAUGUGAGGCUCCUUCUGGAGUUCCACUGCCGCCUGAACCAGAGGCCCCGGUGGAGAAAAAGGAGGAAGAGAAGCCCACUCCACUGGCGGUGGCGGAGCCAUCAGAAUCAGUUGUUGAAAAAAUUGAAGCUGCUGUCGAAGAAAUCAAAGAAACGAUAGUUCAUGAAGUUCCACCACCAGCAGCGGAGGAGUGUCCCGCUGCCCCGGCGGAGGAAGCAGCCCAGGAAACAGCACCACCACCACCACCACCACCUGAGGAGGUUUCCAUCUGGGGAAUACCACUUUUGGCAGACGAAAGAAGCGAUGUAAUUCUCCUAAAAUUCCUCCGAGCCAGGGAUUUCAAGGUGAAAGAAGCCUUCUCCAUGCUGAAAAGUGUUGUCGCUUGGAGAAAAGAAUUCAAAAUUGAUGAAUUUCUGGAAGAGGAAUACAUCGGAGAGGGGCUUGAAAAGGUUGUGUACAUGCAUGGAGUUGAUAAAGAAGGGCACCCCGUUUGUUACAAUGCAUAUGGGGAAUUCCAGGACAAGGGUUUGUACAAUAAUACUUUUGCUGAUUCUGAGAAAAGAGCCAAGUUUUUGCGAUGGAGGAUUCAGUUUCUUGAGAGAAGUAUAAGGAAGCUUGAUUUUAGCCCAGAAGGUGUUUGUACAAUUGUCCAAGUGAAUGAUCUGAAGAAUUCCCCUGGACUUUUCUUAUUCAAGAAAGAACUCCGCCAGGCCACCAAUCAGGCCCUCCAGUUGCUCCAGGAUAAUUAUCCUGAAUUUGUUGCCAAACAGGUGUUUAUCAAUGUUCCAUGGUGGUAUGUGGCCUACAACAGGAUGAUUAGUCCAUUCUUCACAGAAAGAACCAAGAGCAAGUUUGUUUUUGCAGGCCUUACUAAGACUGCUGAAACCAUCUUCAAAUACAUAGCACCUGAGCAAGUACCAGUUCAAUAUGGAGGCCUCAGCAGGGAUGGUGAACAGGAAUUCACAACUGCUGAUCCUGCAGUUGAGGAAUUUAUCAAGCCAGCAUCCAAGCACACUAUUGAAUUGCCAAUUACUGAGGGAUGCACAUUGGUUUGGGAGGUGAGAGUAGUAGGCUGGGAUGUAUCCUGUGGAGCUGAGUUUGUUCCCAGUGGUGAGGGUGGAUACACUUGGAUUGUACAGAAAUCGAGGAAGAUAGGGCAAUCUGAUGAACCGAUACACAGCUGCAGCUUCAAAUCUGGUGAACCUGGAAAGAUUGUGCUCACAUUGGAUAACCAAACUUCUAAGAAGAAGAAGCUCAUCUACAGGUCCAAGAUUAAGUCCUCAGAUUGA